This is a messenger RNA of Formica exsecta, 3974 nucleotides long. RefSeq lists its product as uncharacterized. Lineage: Eukaryota; Metazoa; Arthropoda; Insecta; Hymenoptera; Formicidae. The transcript is spliced from 8 exons. The coding region runs from base 238 to 3249 and encodes 1003 amino acids. The record is from RefSeq and is a predicted model, not a curated record.
AUAAACUGAUAGUAUAGUAUACGUCUCAGUAUUGCUCAGUAUGUGUUCCUGUAUCCUAGGACUGGAAUGUCUCUUUUUGUACUAUUCUAGAAGCGAAAAUAUAUACGAAGGCGGUCGUCAGUCGUCAUUGAGACAGCGUUCGCGUUUGUUACCGCAAAUUUUGUAACUAUUUGUGACACAGAGUGUGAUAUGUAACUCGUAAAUUCAAUCUGAUCUUACACCGAGAUAGGCAGGAUCAUGCAAAGGUCCAUUGAUCGGGAAAUGCUGAAACGAAAACGAUGCAGAAAGGACCUUGACAGAAUACAUUCGAAGAUCUUAAAAGCCAAGAAGAAAUUGGAUAAUGUGGGGAAAAAUGGCGAUAAGGAUAGACAAAGACAAGCAAAAAUUUGUACCAGGCUUCUGCCAAGAGCUGCUAUUGGCAUAUACAGAAAUGGCGCAAAGAGCAAAGACAUCCAAAAAGAAACAUCGGCAAGUUUGUUUGAUAAAGCUCGGCUAAAAGCAGAUGCUUUACAACUUUUUAAUGGCGACACUCCAGAAUUCAAAUAUAAAGAAGAGCUUUCAACCCAUAAUGAAACUACUAAACAAUCACCAGAAAAGAACUUUGUAAAAAAUAGUUUAAAGUUCUCGACACCAGGCAGUAUCCUGGAGCAAAGUCCCAUUUUGGGAAAGAAACAUAGUAAAAAUCAAAAGCUGUAUCUUGUUAAAAAGAAAAGUGAGGAAAAUUUGUUCAAGAACUUUGAUUCUGAUAAAAUUGCAAAACAAAAUGUUAAUAAUGAAUCAAAAUAUGUUGCUCAAAAAGAAAGCAUAUAUAAGCAAAAACUGUUUCGAAAUGAUAAAGAACAACCAAAAGCUACUCAAAUGCAAAUAUUUGAAAAUGACGAUUUUAUGGAAGAAAAUAGAGAAAAUGAAAACAGAACACAAACACAUGAGGAUAGUAAAAAUACAUAUAGGGUUAUGAAUCAGUAUAAAGAACUCUGCAAAACAGACUUUGCCAUAAGUUUUGGAGAUUUUCUACAAAAUCAACCAGAUCCUUUCACAACAAUAAUUAAAAAAUUGAAGCAUAUUUGUUCUAAUUCUUUACAUGAACAAUAUUUACGUCGAAAGAAUAGAUUAAAAACUAUGAAAUCAUCUGAAUCGUCUGUAGAAAAUCAAGAAUGUACAUAUUCAGAUGACUCGCAAAUAUCACCGAAAUCGACCUCGACUAUCGAAUAUGAAGUUCCUAAACAUAGCGAAAAUCGCACAAUCUCACCUUUUUUAAAAGAGAUACCUAAGGAAGAUGAUAAAAUCCAUUUUAUGCAAAGUGAUAAUAUAGAACCUUAUGAUUCUAUAUCUUAUUCAUCGCAGAAUAUUUUGGAAGUAUGUGAUACAAAUGACUGUAUAGUAAAUCGCAAGAAUAACGAUAAUCAAUAUUCAAAACAAUCAGCAGAUAUUCAUCAAUCUAAGAGAGCAGUAAGUUUUAAUUCUGUGAAUGAAAAAGAUUCUAUCCGAAAGCAUUCUAAUUAUAUUAAUCAUCCUUCGAAAAAUAAACGACAUAACAAAGAUAAUUUUUAUGUCGAUUUUCCUGAUCAUGAAAAUUCACAAUAUAUUGAUAAUACGAAACACGCAGAAAUCUCGCCUUUUUCCAGCGGUUCCAUGUUACUUGCCAAGAAAUAUUCAUCAAAAGAUUAUGCUGGCAAAGAAUCGCCGAUUAAUAUUUUCAACAGAACAAAUAAGUGUAAUGCAAAGAACAUUAAACGACCUGUCAUUCUUCAUCGACAUAAUAAUGUCACUGCUAUUAAGGAUAAUCAUUCUGUACAGAAGAAUGAUGAAGAUUUAUUCUAUAAGAAGAGUUAUGUAGAAAAAUUAUAUGAGCAAUUUGGAAUCAAUAUAAAUAAUAAAAGUCUAGAUAACGAUAGAUAUGCUUAUGUUGAUUCUUCUCGUCAACAACUUUUACACGAAAAAAAUAAACAAAAAUUGGAAACUGUGAAAUCACCUGAUCUGUCUGAGGAAUAUCAAGCUUGUACAUAUUCAGAUGUUUCACUAAUAUCACCAAAUUCGACUUCAAUUUUUGAAAUCGAUUGUGAAAUUCCUAAAUAUAGAAAAAAUCACACAAUCGAAUUUCCUUUAAUAGAAAAUACAUCUCAGAAAGAAAACAAAUUCCAUUUGAUGCAAAAUAAUACAGAUCCUUAUAGCGAUAUUACAAAAGAAUCUUAUGAAAUGCAAUUCCCAAAUGCAUCUGAAAAUUGUCCUACGCCUAGUGUAAUAAACGCACAAUUUGUGAAUUUUUAUGAUCAAACAAAAACGUUUAAGCCUCAGAAUGGAUCAAUGGAAAUAAAAGAUUCACAAGAGUCACUAGCAGAAAAGUUUGACAUAAAUAUACAACCUAACAAAUUAGAUGGAAGAAACAAAUCGUGUCGAUUCGAUGACUCUUUGCAAACUUUUGAAGUUUCGUAUAAUACAAAUGCAUAUAUCGAACGAUUAGCUCGAAAACAAGAACAAGUUUUGCCGAAAGUAAAAAAACAUCUUUUUCAUUCACAUAAUUAUAAUGCAGUUAACUACUUACGAGACGCAAGUCCUUGUAAUUUCAAUGUAAAAUCAUCGAAAACAUCAUCUCAACAAACCAAAUUACAUAAAUGUGAAAAGAAUGAUGUCAAACAAGAACUUUUACAGAAAAAUCCACACAAUCGGAACCAAAAUGUUCUUUUAAACAGUGUCAACGCAAGAGCGAUACCGUCAACAUUAAACUUCCCCCGUAAGAAUAUUCAAACCGACAAAAGAUUUAGAGAAUCUACAUGUAAAGAAAUAUUUAGUAAAGCAGACAUAGAACGCGCUAGGAAUCGAGCUAAUUUAAGUCAUUGCAAAGGACAAUGUUUGGAUUCUACCAGAUGUCAACAUAAUGUCUCACAAGCGCAUCAUUUUCAUAAAGGAGCUGUGCAACCCAGAAUCUUACAUGAUGAUCAUAAUAGCAGCAUGGAUAAUUGUAUUAAUUCAUCCAGUGAUGUACCAUUAUUGUUACUGCAAAAACAUAAUGCAUAUACGUACCCGAAAGUGAUCGACGAUCAGCAUUGCUCUGUGAUGCUACAAAAUAUUACUCAACCUAUAAAAUAUUUAGCUCUAAACAACAAUUCGGAUAUCCAACGAAUUCCUGUGUAUAUAAAUGACAAAGAUGUUAUAGAAAGUGUCCCACUAAAAGUAAUAACUCUAGUAAAACCAAAUGCUCAAACGGAAGAACUGUAUUUCCACAAGAAAUACAAUUUACGACGCGAAUAAUACCAUUGGAAACGAAUGAUCUGUAGUUUGAUAAUCUUGCAACAUUUAAGACUAGCAAUCAGUCUUUUGUAAAGCGUUUAGAUUCUAUGAUAGUGUUUAGUCGAAUAUUUGAUUCGCAAUCUAAUACAUGCUCUUCGAAAUUGUAAUAAGAAUAGAUGUGCAAUUGUAGGUUUAUCAUGUGAUUAACAAAGCAAUGAAAGCAUAUCGAUUAUGUUUCUUGCAGAAAAUGAUUACAAAACAUAAAUGCUUGUUAUUAAGAUAAAAGUUAUAUUUAGAAAGGCAAAAAAAAUACGUUUAUAUAAACCUAUAGUUACUCUAUAAUCUAUUUUGUGAAAACGUAGGAAAAGCCUGAAAAGUAAUAUAUUUUUGGAAAUGGCUUGUAGAUGGGAAAGGGAGUGUGUUUGAAACUUAAUAUAUAUAAAAAUUCUUCCUUAUUUAUCUUUCUAUAUAUACGAGCUAUGUAAUUCUAACACCAAAUAUUUUCUUAAUCAAUAAUUAAUAUUUGAUUUGGUAUGGAAAAUGAAAAUACAAAACUACCUGUAAUAGUUGGAACAUAUAUGUAUUAUUAUGUUACCGUUAAGUCAUAAUUCUUGGACAUCAAAUAUUUAACAUAGGAGAAAUUCAUUUUCGUCAAUUUCACAGCAAUAUCGAUACAUAUAUUUGUGAAUUUCUGAGAAUACGUGUGAUAAUAGCUUGUAAAUAAAUAUCGCAGAACGCAAAGUGUA